CGGUGGCCGCUGCGCGCUUCCGCGUCACUUCCUUGUUCUUCAGUGGAAGGCGAAAACUUUUCACGGGUCAGACACGUCCGGGGUAGCCACUUUGUUUUCGGUUAAGCCAGCGUUAAAUGUUGUAACCAAACAUCUAAUUCCUCCUUCAUUGCUCCGAGCUCGCUCCGAGCCGACACAGAGUUAGAAGUUAUGGCUGACAGCCGAGAAGAAGAGGACCGAGAAGGAGACCAGGAGCCUCAGGGCGCCGUGGGUGGGGAAGAUGUUAUUGAUGAUCCCAUCCUGGAGCAAGGAGCAGUGGUCCUCAGAGGGUAUGUGACUCAACGCAUAAACGCAGAGGAGCCUGGUCGACACGUGUCCGCUGAGCAUCUGGGAGGAAGGCCAAAUGAACAACAGGAUCCACAAAUCAAAGAAGUGGUGAAACAUUUAAUCAAGAUUGCAGAUGACAUUAACAGGAAUGUUGAACUCCAACGACUGAUCAACCAGGUUCCGAGCAACUGUGCUCAGGACAUCUUCAUGAAGGUGGCCAGGAGCAUCUUUACUGAUGGCAUCAACUGGGGUCGAGUGGUGGCUCUCUUCCAUCUGGCCUACAGACUCAUACACAAGGCACUGACCACCAACCAUCUAGAGAACAUCAGAACAAUCAUCAGCUGGGUUCUCCAGUUCAUCAGAGAGAACAUCUACCCCUGGCUCGUACAGCAGGGAGGCUGGGCGGGUGUGAUCAGUGGUGUAUCUCGGUGGAGGACAGCAGCCUUAGUAGCAUCAGUAGCAUUGGUAGUAGCUAUUGUUUACUACAGAAAGACACGCUGAGAGCACUGGACCUUACCACCUCACAACCAGGGCUACAGUCCCGUCUACUGGAUAAACGCAACUCAUUGAUAAAGACUAAAGAGUUUUUGGACAUUAAUUACAACCACUCCUCAACCACGAUCUCUUCAACCAGAGGAGGUCAAGUACUGUACUCAGAGGGGGGAAACCUCUUCUCUUCUCUUCUCUUCUCUUCUCAGGAUUCCAAGAACAAAAAAGUGCCUUUACAACCAGAGGUCUACUGGGAUCUCCAUCAUCCUUCACCAGCAACUGUAUGGAAGUACAAGAGCUGCUGCAGCACACCUUCUAGCAGCCACAUUGGAGCUCUGGGUGGGGUUCGGCGUAAAAAUUUCUCUGGGUCUUUGGUCUAAGCAAAAUUUGAACUAGACCUGAGAAGACAUAAAUAAACCUGAAAAAUAGUUUGAUGACAACAGCCCUUUUUAGAUCAGAUACAAAUUGUCAGUCUUCGGAAGACCUCAAAUGAGCCAUCUCAACAGAAUCCAAACGACUUGUAAAGUGGAAAAACACACUGGUAAAAGAAGUAUAAUAAUUCCCAUUUUAAAGUUUUCUUGUUAUACUAUCCCUCACAUGAAACCACAUGAAUGUCCCGGCUAAUGUAAAGAUACCAUAGGUUUAUAUUGUGGCCAUCAGCUGUAAUUAUAUCAGCUUUGUUUUUAAGAAACCAUGUUUUUCCAUCGGUUAGUAGAUGAACCUCAGUCACUGUGGCUGUGAAAAGAAAGCCAAAAGGCACAAAUCAGAGAUGUGGUGAAUUCAGAGCGCUUCAUUGUUGCAGCAGACCUUUUUAACAGCACACUCUUUGGCAUGUCAUAGCACAAAAAGCACUGGUGCCACAUUAACAAUGGCUGCACACCAUUUGCUCAUUCCAGGGCCCUUGCAUCAUUUAAUUAUAUUGUUAAUGAAAUGAUUUGCACACAAAAAGCUCCAUUGCCAACAAAACACAGUGUCUGAGUAGCCUGAAUCUGAGAGUGAAAUAAUUUUAACUGCUUAAGGUAUUAUCAGAUUUUUUUUUUUACAAAACGUAAUCUUAAAUUCAAGCUCAGUUAUUGGGCAUUUCUUACUGAAAUAUUUCUUCAGGGAUGUUGUCGACUUGCCUCCUUCAGUUAUCAUAUAAUAAGCAGAAAGGACAUCGACCUAUUUGCUGGGGUAAUUUGACUAGUUCAAAAGAAAAUGGCGAUUGUUGUUAGUAGCCAUGCUGACAGCACACAUCAGUUGUUAAGGCCACGUGUUCACCACAGCGUUUUUUUCCAAGCUGAAAAUGCCAGGCACUCUUCAGGAAAUGCCUAGCUGGGAUUGUUUGGGAGCGCGGUUGCGUCUGGGUGCUAUGAUACAAAAUAUCCGCAGAAGUAUACACGUCGGCACAAGGUGGAGAACUUGCUCUGGAUGAGGGGAAAGGUGAAGCCCACCAGGACCCACCAGCCUGUGUGGGUUCAUGAGAGGACACAUUUAUUAAUAUCUAUUCAGCAUAUUAACAUAUUCCUCCUCCACUGUUGUUGUUGACAGUGACGAGCGCAGCGUUUUACCUUAAGUUACCUAAAUUUUUCAACAUUCAGCGCUCAGUGCCUCAGCAUGCUUCUGGCAUUUGUAAGGUAGCAUAAGUACGAUGCGCCCCCAUUGCAAAUAAUUAAAAAAAUUCACUGGGCUCAGAAAAAAAACGCUUUGGUAGACAUGGCCCCCAACUCACUAUUAAACACCCUUCGUUCAAACUCAAGAGAAACUAAACACAACUCACCCAAACUGAUUUUGUUAGCAGUCUUUCCACUGUUUCAACAAUCACCAACUCAGGUUUGGUCAAAAUUAAAUGUUUAUUUACCAAGUUAGAUACGAAAAUAUGCAGAUCAGCACACUGUUUAUCUCCGCUGUCUCUCUCUGCCUCUCAGCUGUCAAUUCAGCAGCUGCCGACUGAGCAGCGCCUCUUACUCAGUCUUCAGAGGCAACCAAAGUAAAUCAUGUUUCAACAAACAUGAGCAACAAAAUUAAAAAAAAAGGGAAAUACAAUAUUAUUUUAAAGGUAACAGAUUGCUUAUUUGAAAACGUACUCCACUGCUCAUUACUGCAAAACCUCACCUCAGUGAGUUCACGACUUGCCGCACGUUGGUUUGGUUUUACGGAAGUUAGCCCGCUACAAUGGUUGAAUAGGCAACAGUACACAUAAUAAUGGCCACCACUCCGUCUUUCCAGCUAUGUUGAUUUGAAUGAAAAUGUCCGCUCUGUUUUUAUUUGCCGUUGACUAUCUAUAAAAAAAUACAGAUAUUUUCUAUCAGGGUUGCUAACUUUUCUACUGAUAAUUGAAUGAGAGAGUUUCAUGUCCAUCAUUCAACCAUCUAAUGUUGUUUAAGCAGAAAAUAAAUGGGACUUCCAGAAGCCAUGGCACUGGGAAUAAGUUCUCCCACCACACAACUCCUACAACUAGUGUGGUGAAGUUCUUUUAGAGGGUGAGAUACUUUAUUGCUGGUGUUGAUUAUGUGUUUACAUUCAAUCUAGUAGCUAAUGAACUGUGAUCAGCUGACCAUCACUGUGCUGUGAACACACCUCAGUUGCACACUGGCUGUUAAAAACACUGAUGGAGCAUUUACAGCCGAGGUCGUGUAAUCCUCUGUACCAGCAGUUAGAAAGCUCAUUUCUGCUGCUUCUGUCUCUCUGUAAUUGUCUUCCUGUUGUGUGUGAAUGUGGUUGGUUGAUACAUGUGUCAAACAUUGGGUUGGGUGGAUUUUUAUAUACCUUCCUGCUUUUAUGUAUACAGUAUAUGACGGUAUGGCUGUUUACAGUCCUGUAACGUUAUUCCACGAAUGUAUUGAGAGACCUGGAUACAACAUUGGCAGUAGGACCCGGUUCAUCCCUGUGAAAGUUGCUCAGUGGUCCGUGAAGCCAAAAAAGCUGUAUAACUGCUAUAUGAAAUUACCCGGCUGAUUAGCACCUCUUCCCAUCAUUGGGCCCUAGGAGCAAGCACACUAGAGACUUCUACCGGCCAAGCUGGCUAUUUCCAGUUUAGUGCUUUGCUAACUUCAAUGGGGAUGAAAAAUAAUUUAUUCUGGAGGCUCUUUUAGACUUUCCAAAGGUUAUCGUACCAAUCAGAUUAAAUCCUGAUAGUCAAAAGAGUAGUUUCGUGGGGGUUUUCACACUCAAGAAAUGUAUCUCCUCUAUCUUAUAGUCUCUUUCCCAAUCAAAGUCUAUGGGGAAAAGUCAUCUUAGGCCCAAUGACAUCACGUGACGGGAUGCUUAAUGUUAUUCCACUGUUUGGCCACUUCUAAAAUUGGCCUCAAAGCCCAGCACACUUCAUUUGGGCUUGCGUUAUCCCCACCACUUGCAGUCAGCUGCCUGUUCCACCAAAAGAGACUGACCUCUAGUGGCGCAUGCCAUGCACUACAUACAAUACAUUCUCAAUACAGCAUCUCCAUAUCAGUUUAUUUAAGGAGUGUCUGUAUUUUUGACGGUAUUGGAAAUCAUACCAUUAGGAUUUCUGAAUACCCUGGUAUACUGUAAUACUGUGAUACUGUCCAAGCGCUGCAUGAUAGUCAUUUGACUGAGGAAUUCAGCAGCCUGGAAACUACUGUUAGCCUUGGAUGCAGAUUUAGGACCCACUGUCAAAUCAGUCUGACCACCAAAACAGGAAGAUGCUAUUUAUGGCACCAAGUACAGACGAAUAAGAGAGGCAAAGGCAGCAGAACAAAUGUUCAAACUUUAACCUGCUAAUGGCAAACUGAGCAACAACCUACAGCAGCUGUUGGUCAGAAUGUUGUUCUGUCACUAAGUUGCACAAGAGAUGGAAGUAGAGACUUUUUUCUAUCUUUCUUUUCCAUUUGGUGAUGUUUAAGGAACAAUCAUAAAAUGCUUAAGUGGACGACAGUUGACUUCUCAGAUUGAGAUAGUUAACUAUCUGCAUGUAAAGACAUGAAGCUCAUUGUAAGAGUUGCUUUUACUUAGAACAUGACUGGAGACCCAACUUCACGGUCAUCAUGAUUAUCAUUUUCCAGCCUGGUUGCUUGUUGCAGUAUUUCAACUUUAUCGUCACACACUUCUCCAACGGAUUUUUAUAAUGAACAGAUGUGGGUAGUUUUUUUAAACCUGUAAAACCUCUGUGACUGUAAGACUAAAAGAACUAUGCCUUUUAGUUUGAAACUUGUAAUAAUCUUCAAUUAGAGUCUUAACAUAUGAGGAGCAGGACCAGUUUCUAAGUACAUGAAAUCUUUCUUCACAGUUCUGUAGUUAAUAGAUAAAGAAAUAAUUAUUUAAAGUAGCGCUUUGUGCUUAUUGCAGUUUAUAAGGGUCAGAUGAUUUUAUGGAUGAUUUCUAGGGGAACAGUCAGUGGCUUGUAGCAGACCUCGGUGCUGUUACCUAGUGCCACAUUUGCUUUUGUCAGGUUUUUUGCUUCCAAAUUGAUCGUGUACUUUUGAGAGGGAUAUCACACUAUUUAUCUGCUGUUCUGUGGUGUUUUUUUUUUUAAAUGUAAUGAUUAUUUUAUUGUUAGAUUAACAAUCUCAUUGGACUUCAUUUCUGUGAAUAAAUUAAAAACAUGUUAUAACACUCA
Messenger RNA from Epinephelus lanceolatus (giant grouper), 5350 nucleotides. RefSeq names its product apoptosis regulator BAX. The record is from RefSeq and is a predicted model, not a curated record. Gene Ontology annotation, biological process: intrinsic apoptotic signaling pathway in response to DNA damage; regulation of apoptotic process; release of cytochrome c from mitochondria. Gene Ontology annotation, molecular function: BH domain binding; channel activity. Gene Ontology annotation, cellular component: mitochondrial outer membrane. NCBI's taxonomy places the organism in Eukaryota, Metazoa, Chordata, Actinopteri, Perciformes, Serranidae.